CACUCGGAUUUAUUUUGCUGUAACACACUUCCAAAAUGGCCACACAGCAACAGCCGGUAUGCCAAAUUUUCUCAUUUCGGGACUGUAAAAGUUCUCCCGAUCCGAUUUUAGACCCAUUGGUGACCUCAUGUGGGACAGCGACCCCGAUCGUGAUCGACAACGGCUCCUUCCAGACCAGGGCCGACUGGGCGACGGUGGACUUGGACUCUCCGCGGCUGCUCUUUCGGUCAGUGGCGGCGCGCAGCAGAGGAGCUGCCCGCAGCGAGACCCAGAUCGGGAACGACAUUCCCAACCUGGAGCCUCUACGGUGGCUGCUCAAGAGUCAGUUCGACCGGAAUGUCGUGGUCAAUUUCGAAAUCCAGGAGUUGAUUUUCGACCAUGUGUUUACUCACCUGGGCAUCACCUCCGAGGGCCGUGUGGAGCAUCCCAUUGUGCUGACUGAGGCACCCUGCAACCCUCUGCACUGCCGCCAGAUGAUGUCGGAAUUGCUAUUCGAGUGCUAUGGCGUCCCUCAUGUCUCCUACGGAGUGGACGCUUUGUACAGUUUCCAUCACACCAACAAUCAGAAGAACCUGCGGCCACCACAGACUGGGAUCAUUUUGUCCUCUGGGUACCACUGCUCGCACAUCUUGCCUGUUCUCAAUGGCAGAUUGGAUGCGGUGAACUCUAAGCGUGUGAAUGUGGCGGGAGGCCAGGCAGCAGCCUACCUGCAGAGGCUCCUGCAGCUCAAAUAUCCCGGUCACUUGGCUGCCAUCACUCUCAGCCGCAUGGAAGAGCUGCUGCAUGAACACAGCUACACUGCUGUGGAUUACCAAGAAGAGUUGGAAAAGUGGCGCAGCCCGGAAUUUUACGAGCGCGAAGUUCACCGAAUGCAACUUCCCUUCUCGGGCAAGUUGCCUGGAGGCUGUGUGAGCGUGGAAGAGAGGCAAGAGAGGAGAGCGCAGCAGCUCAGGCGGCUUCAGGAGAGCAACGCUCGACGUCGUGGUGAGAAACUCCAUCAGGAUCAGGAGAGGCUGGACAGACUGAUGGCCGUACAGGAGCUGCUGGAGGAUGGCUUCUUGGAUCAAUUCCACAAGAGCCUGGUCGAGCUCAACAUGGACUCGGCUGAGGAGCUGCAGUCAUACAUCAGCAAACUGCAGCUGGCCGUGGAGCAGGGCCGCCAGAAACUGUUGCACAGCGACGGCGCCGAGGGAAAGACAGAAGUGUCCGAGUUGGAGCAGCAAAUGGAGGAGGGCGACGGCAUGGUGAUGAUGUAUCCUGACUUUUCUGAGGACACGUUGACAGAAAAACCUAACAUGAAUGUGGUCCAGCCGGCCUUCAACAUGGCAGAAUACCACCAACUGUUUGUGGGCACCGAGCGUCUACGCUGUCCAGAGAUCCUCUUCCAACCCUCACUGACUGGAGAAGACCAGAUGGGGAUGAUGGAGACGCUUCAGUAUGUGUUGGCCAGGUAUACUCCUGAGCAGCAGGAGGCGCUGGUGAGCAACGUGUUCCUGACCGGAGGAAAUAUGCAAUAUCCAGGGAUGAAGGAAAGGGUAGAAAGGGAGCUGCUGGCCAUAAGACCCUUCCAGUCUCACUUCAAGGUCACCUUGGCGAUGCAGCCGACUUUGGGCGCAUGGCUAGGGGCAAGAGACUGGGCCCUGGAGCACCCUCCCGGUUGCGGUGGAGGACGAGUGGCGGGAUGGAUCAGUCGGCAGGACUACGAGGAGAAGGGAGGCGAGUACCUCAGUGAGCACUGCGCCUCCAACGUCUUCGUCCCCAUCAAGAUCAACAAGACGCUUCCCGCUCGGCAGGCCGAGCCCUCUGUUACCUUGCCGACGGAAGCUUCCGGACCGGUCAGAAUGGUUACGUCCUCUCCGACUUCCUCUUCUUUGACUUCAGAUGUUCCCAUGGUUUCAUGCUAAAGUGACAUUGGUAACUGGGACUGCUUAUGCAUUUGUGCGCGGGAUCACACAAAAGCUGCAUUGUUCUUGACAGGGCAAGAAAUUAAAAAUGGCCACCACAUGCGUCACCGUAUGUCAGCUAUUCAGCAAAGAAAAUUAAAUCGUGGCAGUGUCAAUAUUUGUAAUGUUAGCCCUGCUAUUCACAGGAGACUGAGACCAAGCUCGGCUGCUAAUAGCAAACGUCUGUGAGUAAUUUACACCCCCCCCCCCCCCCCCAAUAAAGUCAAUAAUUGCUUAUCAAUGCCACAAAACGAUGGCGAAGCUUUUUUUUCUUCUGUGUAUAUGUGGUGGUUUACUGGAUAUCAAGAGGGUGGAGUUAAAAACUAAAUGUUUGGAGAAGUGCAGGAGACAGACUGGUGAGAACCAAUAAGUCGCAUAGAGUCUACACUACAUGUUGUAAAACACAUGUCUACACAUAACCUAAACUCAUGUUUAACCAUGUGCAGGAAACAUUGACUAUUUACAACAUCUGAUAAGUCUCAAUCCAUAAUGAAUCUGGUAUACUCCAUCCUAAUUCUGAUGGGCUCAUCAGUUAACCCUUUUGUGACCAAUAGCACGAAGUGAAAUCACUCCAGUUAAACCUCUUUUUUUUCUUUCAUCCUUGAAGAUGGGGGCUUCAAUUUGAGGAAGGUGUUUAUCUUUCGGUCAUGGAU
Messenger RNA from Hippocampus comes (tiger tail seahorse), 2596 nucleotides. RefSeq names its product actin related protein 5 (gene actr5). The record is from RefSeq and is a predicted model, not a curated record. The transcript has 9 exons. Lineage: Eukaryota; Metazoa; Chordata; Actinopteri; Syngnathiformes; Syngnathidae. The coding region runs from base 36 to 1904 and encodes 622 amino acids.